Molecule: messenger RNA, 1208 nt
Organism: Xenopus laevis (African clawed frog)
Lineage: Eukaryota; Metazoa; Chordata; Amphibia; Anura; Pipidae
Gene: eif6.L
Product: eukaryotic translation initiation factor 6 L homeolog
Exons: 7
Coding region: 184-921 (245 amino acids)
Biological process (GO): cytosolic ribosome assembly; ribosomal large subunit biogenesis; translational initiation
Cellular component (GO): nucleolus; cytoplasm
Molecular function (GO): translation initiation factor activity; ribosome binding; ribosomal large subunit binding
Source: RefSeq, a predicted model, not a curated record
CCUACGUCUUUCCCCCGCCACCCUCUCGUUUCCCAUGAUCCUUCUCGCAACCCGGAAGCAGAGAGCCAGGCUGUUUCUCGGAAGUGCGUUUGUGCUGGUGGCAGGCCACGUGUUUGCGUUGCACGAGUGAGGCAGAAGACGGGGAAAGAUCGGGGAAAGUGCGGCGAUCUCCGAGAAGCAGCCAUGGCCGUCCGUGCGUCUUUUGAAAACAACAACGAGAUCGGCUGCUUUGCCAAACUGACCAACACCUACUGUCUAGUGGCCAUUGGGGGGUCAGAGAACUUCUACAGUGUGUUUGAAGGAGAACUCUCCGAGACCAUACCGGUUGUACAUGCCUCUAUCGCUGGCUGCAGAAUCAUUGGGAGGAUGUGCGUUGGCAACAGACAUGGCCUGAUGGUUCCAAACAACACAACGGAUCAAGAACUCCAGCACAUUAGAAACAGCUUACCCGACUCUGUUCGAAUUCAGAGAGUAGAGGAGCGCCUCUCGGCCUUGGGCAACGUUAUUGCAUGUAAUGACUACGUGGCUCUCGUACAUCCAGAUCUUGACAGGGAGACAGAAGAGAUCUUGGCAGACGUCCUUAAAGUUGAGGUCUUUAGACAGACCAUAGCCGAUCAAGUACUUGUAGGCAGUUAUUGCGCCUUUAGUAACCAAGGAGGCCUGCUACAUCCCAAAACAUCUAUUGAGGAUCAAGAUGAACUGUCUUCUCUACUUCAGGUCCCUCUUGUGACGGGAACAGUAAACCGGGGCAGUGAAGUGAUCGCGGCAGGAAUGGUUGUGAACGACUGGUGCGCUUUUUGCGGCUUGGAUACCACAAGUACAGAACUGUCUGUAAUAGAAAGUGUCUUUAAACUGAGCGACGCACAUCCCAGUACUAUUGCCACCAGCAUGAGAGACUCCCUCAUUGACAGUUUAACAUAAAAAAAAAGUCAAGCUUCAGCACUGAUGGUUUCUUGCUGUAACACGCCGCUCUGUCCUUAGCCGGCCUUCUCACCCAAACUGGACUUUCAAGAUCACGGUCACCCAAAUAUGUCAUUGUUCAUCUGUCAAUGCAUUUAACGGUAUCUGAAAUAAAAAAUAUAACGUUUCCUUACUGCAGUUUGUGAAAGGGGGAAAAAAAAGUGUUUUAGCUUUUCUUUGCUAUAUUGCACUUAUAUACUAUAUACUCUAGGUUAUGAAAAAUAAACAUUUUUAUUACUCAAAAAAAA